UAGGCAUUUGUGGGAUGAAUGGAAUAGGAAAGACGGCUCUUGCUAGAGUUGUUUAUGAGAUGAUCUUUCGCAAUUUUGAUGCUUGCUGUUUCCUUUCAAAUGUGAGUGAGGUUUCUACAAGACACCAUGGUCUGUCCCAUCUUCAAGAAAAACUUAUUCGUCAUACUCUGGAGCUGGACGAUCUGAAGAUAAGGAGUGAUCAAGAGGGAACCAUCUUACUACUCACUAGGUUAAGAGGUCUUAAGAUUCUCUUAGUUCUUGAUGAUGUUGAUCAUUUCCAACAACUGGAGAAAUUGGCUGGAAAAGCUGACUGGUUUGGAGUUGGGAGUAGAAUUAUUAUAACAACCAGAGACGCACAUAUCCUUAAAAGGUAUAGACUUGGAAAGGAUGAAAUUUACAAGGCUGAACUAUUAAAUGAUGACGAGGCUAGUCAACUUUUUUGCAGAAAGGCUUUCAAAUGUGAUUAUCCAGAGGAAGUUUACGAGGGCCUGACUUCUAGAGUACUAGAAUACGCUAAAGGCCUCCCAUUCGCUAUUGAAUCAUUGGCUUCCUCCUUGCUUAAACAAAAUGUCUCUGAAUGGAGUGGUGUCUUGACCAAACUGCAAAAAAUUCCAGACCAUUGGACAAUGAAGGUUCUUAGAAAAAGUUUCGAUGGACUGCCUGACUUGGAAAAAGAAAUAUUUUUGGAUAUUGCAUGCUUUUUUGUUGGAAAGAAGAUUGAUGAGGUCAAAGAAAUUUUGAGAAACUAUAAAUCUGAUCCUGAGAUUGGAAUUAAAAAUCUCAUUGAAAAAUCACUGGUGACUAUACUGGAUCAGAAAAUUCGCAUGCAUGAUUUACAUCAGAAAAUGGGAUGGGAAAUUGUUCGGCAAGAAUCUCCCGACGAACCUGGAAGGAGAAGCAGGUUGUGGCUCCCUGAAGAUCUUCGUCAUGUUAAUGAAGCAAAUGUGGCCACUGUUGAAGCUAUAGCCUUGAACCAGGACGAUUUUGAAGGGUUUCCAUUGAGGACCAACGUUUUUUCGAAAAUGAUUCGCCUUAAGCUGCUUGUGAUCCGAAAUGUCAGAUUCUCAGGGAGUCUCAAUUUUCUUCCAGAAUCUUUAAUAUACGUUUCAUGGUAUAAGUAUCCAUUUCCUUGUUUGCCAUCAAGUUUUAAGUCGCAGAGUCUGGUGAAAUUGCUCUUGCACGGUGGCAACAUUACACAGUUAUGGGAAGGCAUGAAGGAGCUCCCCAACUUGAGAAUGAUGAGCCUCAUUGAUUCAAAAUGUCUAAUCAAGACGCCAGAUUUGCGAGGACUUCAAAAUCUUGAGAGAUUAGACCUUAAAGGCUGUACUGCAUUGUUGCAUAUCGAUCCAUCCAUUACAGUUCUGCCAAACCUCAAAUUCCUAAAUUUGAGAAACUGCACAAGUCUGAUGAGCAUCCCAAACAAUUUAUUUGGUCAAAAAUCAAUUGAAAUUCUGAAUUUGGCAGGCUGCACUAAGCUUGCAGGGUGUUUAGAUUUUAAUCCUUUGAGGAGCUCAUUAGAAGUGAAAGUACUUAGCAAUCAGUACUUUUCAAUGUUUACAAAAUUGCUAUAUUGUAUUAUAGCUUUUGUUCUCAGAAGAUUAAUCAACAAUGACUCGUUGCUGAAAGAUGUUAUUGAAGAUGGAUGUGCUGCUUCUUGACAAUGUUUCAAGCAUGUGGACAGAAUCAGAGAGCUCAACACACACAAACGGGAGGCUUCGCUUGAUCUUAUGUGAUGCGUUUUCUUUUCCCUGAUGUUUUCUUCAAUGAACUUUUGUUAGUGUACCAUGUUUCGAUGCUGUUCAAGUUUUUUCCUUCUUCGUUUUUGUGUCAAAUAAUAAUGAAGCAUGGGUUUGUAUCCACUCUGUCUUGUGCUUACUUUCGCAAGUUAUUACAGUGAUCAUUUCUUCA
Messenger RNA from Prosopis cineraria, 1908 nucleotides. RefSeq names its product disease resistance protein Roq1-like. NCBI's taxonomy places the organism in Eukaryota, Viridiplantae, Streptophyta, Magnoliopsida, Fabales, Fabaceae. The transcript is spliced from 3 exons. Gene Ontology annotation, molecular function: ADP binding. Gene Ontology annotation, biological process: defense response. The record is from RefSeq and is a predicted model, not a curated record. Bases 15 to 1658 code for a protein of 547 amino acids.